Messenger RNA from Didymodactylos carnosus, 3585 nucleotides. The record is from the annotation of a GenBank genome assembly. NCBI's taxonomy places the organism in Eukaryota, Metazoa, Rotifera, Eurotatoria, Philodinida, Philodinidae.
AUGUUACGCAAAAUGUCAAUAAAUAAUCAUUCAUUCUCAUCCGAUAUUUUAUCAUCGACUACAAAUGAUCGUAUGAUGAUGACGACGACGACUAUUGAUCAAACUUUAACCGGUACUGCAAACGGAGCUGGUUCUCCAGCACUUUCGUUUAACUUAGCCGCAUUACAAACAUUCAAUGAUAAUUCAUCAAAUCCAUUGUUAUCUCCUCGUGAACGUUGUAGACGAUGUCAACAGUUGGUCUAUGUAACAGAACGUAUAGGACCAUUGAAAGGUUACAUCUAUCAUAAAUUAUGUUUCAAAUGUUUAAAAUGUGAACGACAAUUAGAUUUAAAAACAUAUUUUACAAAUUCAAUUGAUUUUAAUGAUAAAGAAAUCUAUUGUCAAUCACAUGUACCAAAAUCGGGUAAAGGAUCGUUUGGAGCAGAAAAUAUGCAAAUACAAUCGGUGAUGAAAGCACCAAAAUUAGACGUAAUGCAAAAGUUAGAUGAUAGACUCAAAGGUACUCAUCUUGAUUCGUCAGCCAUAAGUAUAGCGCAUGCAAUGAAAGCCCAACUAUUAUUACAACAAGGACGAGAAAAAAUUUCAUACAGUCAUAAAUUUCCAGCUCUUCCUCCAGAUAUCAUCCAUGCAAGAGAAGAAGUGAGAAGAGCACAAAAAACAUUAGAAGAAAAGCAACGUGAAGAAGAAGAUCGAUUGUUUGCUAUUUUUCGUAUAGAACGUGAAAAUCAAGAGAAAAAAAUAGAAAAAGAAGUUAUUGAAGAAUGGGAAAAGAAACUUAAAAUGUUAACAUCACAAUAUGAAGAUGAUUUACGUCGAAAAAAAGAUAAAAAUAUUGAACGAGAAUUAACGUUAAGAUAUAAAAAAGAAAAAGAAGAUUUGGAAAAACACAUGACAUUAAAACGUGAAAAAAAACGUGAAGUUGUACGAAAACAAUUGAGUGAGAAAGAACAAGAGCAAACACAUUCACUCGUGUCGAAAUUUAGUAAAGAAAUGAUCAAUCUCAUCCAAGUUAAAGAAGCGGAAGUAUUGGGUGAAAAUGCAGUUAAUGAUGAGAUUGCUACAACGUUUUCAAUGCUUCAUUCACGUCAACCUCCACCUCCACAACCACCUCGACGACGAAAACGUGAUUUAUAUGAAGAUCCAUCAAUAUUCGAACAUGUUGAUCAACAAGCAAUUGCUGUUGCUGAAAGUGAACAAACAUCGUACACAGAAUUAGUUGAUCAGUUAACGUACGGUUUACUAAUCGAUUUAGAAAAAGCAAGGGCAAUAUUUCGAUGGAUCACAGUAAAAGAUUUAAAUGCAAUAGAUUUUCAAUCGAAUUUAGCGACUGAUACACCGAUGGGACUAUUGCGUGGGAUCAAAUAUGGAACAGAAACAUAUCAUACAUUAUUUAUGAGACUUUGCAGGGCAAUAUUUCGAUGGAUCACAGUAAAAGAUUUAAAUGCAAUAGAUUUUCAAUCGAAUUUAGCGACUGAUACACCGAUGGGACUAUUGCGUGGGAUCAAAUAUGGAACAGAAACAUAUCAUACAUUAUUUAUGAGACUUUGCAGUUAUGCCGGAUUACACUGCGUCGAUAUUAAGGGUCAUUCAAAAAGUGUUGGUUAUGAACCGGGAAUGAAAAUUUUAGAAGGAAAAUUUACAAAUACAUGGAAUGCUGUUGUUAUUGAUGAUGAAUGGCGUUUUGUACAAUGUAAUUGGGGUGCACGACAUCUAGUGAUGAGUAAAGACAAGAAACCAGCUGAUUUAGCACCACCUAAACCUACACGGGAAAAAAUAAAAUAUCAAUAUGAUGAACAUUAUUUUUUACCAGAUCCUGAUGACUUUAUUCUCGAAUUUUUUCCAUAUAAACCAGAAUGGCAAUUACUUGAAAAUCAAAUAGCUUUAAAUGAUUUUGAACAAUUACCAUUUGUUCGAUCACUUUUCUUUCAUUAUCAUUUGGCAUUUGUCAAUCAGUAUAAUGCUAUUAUUCAAACAGACAAUCGUGGUUCAUGUGAUAUCAAAUUACGAAUGCCUGACUCAUUAAAACAACGUUUAGCAUUUCAUUUUCAUUUACGUUUUCCAAAUUCAAGUUCGUUGGUAUCACCACCUCAACAACAACAAGAACAACAACAACAACAGCAACAACAAAAGGUUACAACAGUAAAUGCUAGUGCAAAUCAAGAAGAUAGCACAGAUUUUCAAGGAAUUAAACUCGAACGUUAUGUACUACAUACAGUACAAGAUGAUCUUGUAUCAUUUAAUAUUCAUGUACCACAAGAAGGAGAUUAUUUUAUUGAAAUUUUUGCAUCAUUAGCGGAGCCUGACCCAAAUCCGUUUGGACAAAGUUUUAAAUUGAAAUGUGUAUGUAAAUAUCGCAUAUUAUGUAAACAAUUAUACCAACGAAUGCAUCCGUUACCUGCGUGUGCGUCCGGUGAAUGGGGUCCAAUGAAAGCAAUUCGACAUUUUAAUAUUUUACCUUUGACUCAUUUUAAUGCCAUAUUCGAAACAAAACAAAUUCCUGUCUAUAUCAAAUUUAAAUGUCCAAAACAAUUAAAAUUUCAUGGAAAAUUAAAUUCAAAUCAAUAUGUUAAUAUCAACGACAGUCAUCCAUUAGAUAAAUACGUUAAAUAUGAGUAUGAGGAAAAUGAGUGCAUUAUUACAUUUAUCAUUCAUUUACCGAUUGAAGGACAAUAUGGUCUUGAUGUCUAUGCAAGAGAUCCUGAUUAUCAAACAGAGAAACGUACAAUGUCUCAUUGUUGUAAAUAUAUAAUUAAUUAUUCAAAAAUAGCAACACCAGCAUCAGCAUCCUCAGCAGUAUCUGAACAGCAAGCAAUAUCGAAUAAUAAACAAUUAAUUACAUCUAAAAUCGGCAAUGGGCUUUUACCACAAUAUGAAGACCAUCAAUUAAUCAUGAACAAUCAUAAUAGUACGAAUAAUAAUAAUAAUAAUAAUAAUAAUAAUAGCAAUGAAUAUAGAAUAGUUUCACCAAGAAUAACAACAGGUUCAACUACGGCAUCCAUACAAACAAAACAAGAACAAAAUCUAUCACCAAAAUCUCAACGAAAUAAUAUUGGAUCAAAUGAUGUUGAUAUUCAUCAAGAACAACAAUAUCAGACAUUACCCAUGCCAAAAAUUGGUGGUAAUCAAUCAUUAUUACAAAUGCUUGGUAUGAGUGCCGUGAGUCAUGUUAAUGCUGUAAUUGAUAUGAAUUCGAAUCAUAUCGAUAUUCAGUUUCAAGUACGCCGGAUGAUUGAUUUUUCAUUUGAUUUAUUGUAUCAUCAAACAUUGAAUGAUUUAUUAAGAUCAAAACCGUCAUCGUCACUAGUUAAUUUAAAUCAGCGUUUGAAUGUAUCUGAUUAUGUACAAAUAAAACCAAAUGGUUUUAAUGUUACCUUUGGACUUAAUCUACCUAAACCGGGUCUGUACAUAUUUACAAUUUAUGCAGCGGCAAGUGAUGUCAAUCUUAACAAUAAUAAUAAUAACAAAAAACAACAACAACAAUUGUUAGCUACAACAAAUGGUACCAAUAAUAAUAGUAAUGGUGCUGGUGGUACUGAUCUUGAUUUACCUCCAGUUUUUACCUAUAUGAUACGCUACGUUACAUGA